AUGGAACACCACUGUUCUUCGGCAGAAUCAGAAGGUAUUUCUGAUUUUUCUGGGGAAGGUCUGGAGCUACACGAAGAUUCAGUAAUAAAGUCUAAUGGAACAGUAGAAACAAGUCGAAAGAAAAGAUUAUGGGAUGUUUUAGUCAAAUUCUUCGUUGAUGACUUCUCCUUUGCUUUUUUUGUUCCUGUUAUGGGUACAGGUAUGGCAAGUAGUCUUUUAUAUAAUUUUCCUUAUCCUGGCAAAUGGUUAGAGGUUUGUGGGAUUAUAUUAUGGGGUAUUGCAAUAUUCUUUUUUUUUGUAGCAUUAGCUUCCUUAAGUGUUGUUUUCGUGAAAGAUUAUAAGCGUUUAGUUGAACUUCAUAUGGACAUAAGCGAAGCCCCUUUCAUGGGUUGUCUUGCUAUGGGAUAUGGAACAUUAUUGAACAUGUUAUUUUACUUGACUCGCACAAGCUGGAUUGUUGGGGUCUGGGUACUUUGGUGGAUCGAAGUUGUACUUUCUUUGUAUACCUUUGCGAUCGUAUUUUAUGUCGUUGCCCUUGCUAAGAAUAGAAAUCGUGAUAAUCAUCUCCCGCCUAAGGAUUUAAAUGCUACACUUUUGCUACCGGUUGUCACUUUGUCGGUGGCUGCAGCAUCUGGGGGACUAUUUGUAAGUGACUUGCCAUCUACACGCCUUAAAAUAAUCACUUUGGUAGUCUGUUUUAUAAUUUGGGCAAAUGCCAUUCUGAUGGGUCUCAUCAUCAUCACGAUAUACUUCUGGAAACUCAUUGUCUACAAAAUUCCAUCAACAAGUUUGGUGUUCUCAAGCUUUUUACCUAUUGGUAUAUUAGGUCAAGGGGGAUUUGGAAUAUUAUUGUUUGGUCAUAACAUAUUUGAGUUGAUAAUGGAUAACCAUUCAAGAGUACCCAUAUCAAAUUAUUUAUCCUACAUUCCUCCAAAAUAUUUUGAAAGCAUUGGUACGGAAACUAUUAGCUAUGUGAUAGGCUCAGUCAUUUUAUUCUCAAGUGCAUUGGCUGCGAUGUUCAUCACCGCUUUCGGUCACUACAUAACAUUUGUUGCUAUCAUAUCUUGCCUAUCCAAAAUUAGACCUUUCACGAAGCACUACGACGAAGAAUUUUCGUACGCACCUCAUAAUGCUUUCUUUUUCAAGAGGCAGUUUGCAGGGUUUAUCAAGUUCAAUCGAAACUUUUGGGCCAUGACGUUUCCUUUGGGCACAAUGGCUUUGUCAAACACAGAAUUUUGGAGAGUUUUUAAUGGCAUGGAAGCAUUUAGAGUGAUCGGCACAAUAUAUGCUGUCACUGUUAUAUUUAUCGUUCUCGGAUGCAUUAUUGGUAUCAUAUAUGAAAUAGGACAGAGUUUAAGGUACGUUUUUGUAGGUGAAAAGCUACCGCAAACGAACUUUAAAGUAUAG
This is a messenger RNA of Priceomyces carsonii, 1407 nucleotides long. Its product is annotated as TDT family transporter. NCBI's taxonomy places the organism in Eukaryota, Fungi, Ascomycota, Pichiomycetes, Serinales, Debaryomycetaceae. The transcript has a single exon. The record is from RefSeq and is a predicted model, not a curated record. Gene Ontology annotation, cellular component: plasma membrane. Gene Ontology annotation, biological process: transmembrane transport; sulfite transmembrane transport. The coding region runs from base 1 to 1407 and encodes 468 amino acids. Gene Ontology annotation, molecular function: sulfite transmembrane transporter activity.